CAUUCCAAUUCCAGUUCAGGCACCCUUGCUUCCUACUAAAGAUUCGAGCUCUUAACCAAUGCUUUCUCUACUUUACCCUUGCGCCCUUCAGCCCCAAAUUUCUUUUUGAUCCCACCCCGUAGAAAGCAGGCCAAAGAGUAACAACACACAUACACAUCCUCACCGAUCUGCCCACCUCGCUUCUCUUCUUCACCCAUGGCUGCUGCUACCUCCCAGCGAGCCGAGCUAGCCAGGCUCUGCAUCUCCAAGGACUGGUCCAAGGCCAUUCGAAUCCUCGACUCGCUUGUGUCUCAGUCUGGCGCAAUUCAAGACAUGUGCAACAGAGCCUUCUGUUACAGCCAAUUGGAGUUGCACAAGCACGUAAUUAAGGAUUGCGACAGAGCGCUUCAGCUUGACCCCAUGCUUCUUCAAGCUUACAUUCUCAAAGGUCAUGCGCUUUCUGCUUUGGGAAGGAAAGAAGAUGCACUAUUAGUAUGGGAGCAAGGGUAUGAAAAUGCUCAGCAUCAGUCUGCAGAUUUGAAGCAGUUGUUAGAACUUGAAGAGCUUUUGAUCACAGCAAAACAAGGCAACAAUGUAUUGCAUGAAACCAAUGGAUUGCCUAUGCCACAAUCUGAAUCAGAUUCUCAGAGUAAUAGGAACUCGACUGAAUCUUGUGAGAAUCAAGAUAGGUUGAGUGCUCAAGCUGAAUUAUGUGGCAAUACAAGUGUUAAAUCUGAGGUCUUGCUGAAGUCUACUGAUAAAUUUGACUCAAUAAAUGAAUUAAAUGGUGAAGAUGGAGAGUCUAGUAAAUGCGAUGGCCAAGUGAACGGAGGCCCUGAUGUUAUUGAUAAAUUGAGUUAUAAUUCUGAAUCAUGUAAUGACUCAAGUGACACUUCAGAAUCGUGUGAUAAAGUAUUUACCAAUAGUAGCGAGUCUAGUGAAUCAAUAGAGGUCGCUGAGAUUAUUAGAAAGCCAAGUAGUAAGUUUAUUUUUUCCCAUGAAAAAAAUGGUGAAUCAAGGAAAAAUAAGAAGUUCAGUGCUGCUCGGAUUUCAAAGACAAAGUCUAUAAGUGUAGAUUUUCGGCUCUCACGGGGAAUAGCAGAGGUUAAUGAAGGUAAAUAUGCUCAUGCCAUAUCCAUUUUCGACCAGAUACUGAAAGAGGACCCUGCAUAUCCUGAGGCUUUGAUAGGAAGAGGGACAUCAUAUGCGUUCAAGAGAGAACUUGAUGCUGCUAUAGCUGAUUUUACAAAGGCUAUCCAAUUUAAUCCAUCGGCUGGUGAGGCAUGGAAGAGGAGAGGUCAGGCCCGGGCAGCCUUGGGGGAGUUUGUUGAGGCUAUUGAAGACUUGACUAAGGCAUUAGAGUUUGAAUCCAACUCGGCAGAUAUUUUACACGAGAGAGGAAUUGUCAAUUUCAAGUUUAAAGAGUUUGAUGCUGCAGUUGAAGACCUUUCAGCUUGUGUGCAGCUAGACAGUGAUAAUAAGUCGGCUUACACAUAUUUGGGUUUAGCAUUAUCCUCAAUCGGUGAAUAUAAGAAAGCUGAGGAAGUACAUUUAAAAUCACUUCAACUUGAUAGAAAUUUCCUUGAAGCAUGGGCGCACCUGACUCAGUUCUAUCAAGACUUAUCUAAUCCAACAAAAGCUCAGGAAUGUCUAAAUCAGGUGCUGCAAAUUGAUGGGAGGUUUGCAAGAGCUUAUCAUUUGCGUGGCCUUUUAUUCCAUGCAAUGGGAGAGCAUAGGAAGGCUAUCAGGGAUUUGACAAUGGGGUUGAGCAUUGAUGGUGCCAACAUUGAGUGUUUAUAUUUACGAGCUUCAUGCUACCAUGCUGUUGGACAAUACAGAGAGGCGGUCAAGGAUUACGAUGCUGCACUGGAUUUGGAAUUGGACUCUAUGGAUAAGUUUGUGCUCCAGUGCCUUGCCUUUUAUCAGAAAGAGAUUGCUCUUUACACAGCCUCAAAGUUUAACAGUGAGUUUUGCUGGUUUGAUAUUGACGGGGAUAUUGAUCCACUUUUUAAGGAGUACUGGUGCAAGAGAUUGCAUCCAAAGAAUGUAUGUGAGAAGGUUUACAGGCAACCUCCUUUGCGUGAGUCUUUAAGGAAGGGAAAGCUUAGAAAGCAAGAGUUAGCUCUUACAAAGCAGAAGGCUUCUCUUAUACAGGCUGCAGACUCCAUUGGCAAGAAAAUCCAGUAUGAUUGUCCUGGUUUCCUACCUAAUAGACGUCAGCAUCGUAUGGCAGGAUUUGCUGCUAUUGAAAUUGCCCAAAAGGUCUCCAAGGCUUGGCGUUUGCUGCAAGCGGAAUGGAAAUAUUCUAAUAAAAGCAACUCAAACUCGAAGUUUGGCAAAAGGGCCAGGAGAAGGGAAAGAAUUAAUAUUCAGAGUCAGAAUAGGGGAGGUGCAGGUUGUAGCACAAGUAGUGCCUUGGAAGCAUCUUCAUAUGGCAAUGUAGAUGAUAGAUCAUCCAGCCGUUCCAUGUCAUGGCAAGAUGUUUAUUCAUUAGCUGUUAGAUGGAGACAGAUUUCUGAGCCUUCUGACCCUGUUGUGUGGGUGAACAAGCUAAGUGAAGAGUUUAAUUCUGGAUUUGGUUCUCACACACCUAUGAUUCUGGGACAAGCUAAAGUUGUCCGUUACUUUCCUAACUAUGAAAGAACGUUAGAUAUUGCAAAGACUGUCAUGAAAGAGAGAUCAUACGUCUACAGCAAAACAGAUCAGAUCAUUCAACUUUCCAAAGACGGGAAAUUAAAAGAGAUCAUGCAUGCAAAAUCAUGCUCUGAUCUUUAUAAUAUUGUUGGUGAGGAUUUCUGGUCGGCUACCUGGUGCAACAGUACUGCAUUUGAAGGGAAACAGCUUGAAGGUACACGGAUAACACUUUUAAAAAAGGGGAAACAUGGUUUCGACUUUGCAAUUAGGACACCCUGUACGCCUACUAGAUGGGAAGAUUAUGAUGCAGAAAUGACAUUGGCCUGGGAAGCUCUCUGCAAUGCUUACUGUGGGGAAAAUUAUGGGUCUACUGAUUUCAACGUGCUUGAAAACGUGAGAGAGGCAAUUUUAAGGAUGACAUAUUACUGGUACGACGUUAUCAAAAUGUCUAAAUUAUCUUUGACUCUUGGAGCAUUUGAAGUCAUUUCUGUAAUACUAUCUGCACUUUUUUUCAGGUAUAACUUUAUGCCUCUGUCUAGAGGAUCUGCUGCAGUUGGAUUUGUAGUUAUGCUGGGUUUGUUACUUGCUGCUAAUAUGGAGUUCACAGGAAGCAUCUCACAGGGUUUACAGGUAGAUUGGGAAGCCAUUUUGAACUUGGAUCCAAACUCCUUUGUGGAGUCGGUCAAAAGUUGGCUAUACCCAUCUCUGAGGGUGACAACCUCAUGGAAAGACUAUCAUGAUGUCGAAUCAACAUUUACAACAACAGGGUCGGUUGUUGCUGCCUUGAGCUCUUCUGAUGAUUAAACACCUUGAAAUAAUGGCCAGGUCUCUGUAUGGUUGCUUAAUAAUUACAUUGCUGGUCUUUUCAUAACCUGCUGGAAAAUGCAACAGAACUGUUAAAAAAGCAUUGACAUCAACUUUUUUUAUUGAUCUUCCUAUUGAGGUUUUAUCUGUACGCAAGCUGUUUAAAUUGUAAUCGUACGUUCGCGACUGUACAGUAAUGUAACUUAAGGCAUUGGAUGAUUAAAUUACCGUUUAUCUUGUCUGUCUUUAUUUCAAUAAUCACUACUUGGUCCCUGCCCCACCUCAAAAAAGAGUACAGAGACGUGUACCGUUUUGUUGUAUUUUCUUUGUUAAAUUCUUUGGAGUGAGA
Molecule: messenger RNA, 3766 nt
Organism: Gastrolobium bilobum
Lineage: Eukaryota; Viridiplantae; Streptophyta; Magnoliopsida; Fabales; Fabaceae
Product: suppressor of RPS4-RLD 1
Exons: 23
Coding region: 196-3417 (1073 amino acids)
Biological process (GO): negative regulation of DNA-templated transcription
Molecular function (GO): protein binding
Source: RefSeq, a predicted model, not a curated record